Messenger RNA from Poeciliopsis prolifica (blackstripe livebearer), 1683 nucleotides. Its product is annotated as translation initiation factor IF-2-like. The record is from RefSeq and is a predicted model, not a curated record. The transcript has 6 exons. NCBI's taxonomy places the organism in Eukaryota, Metazoa, Chordata, Actinopteri, Cyprinodontiformes, Poeciliidae. Bases 286 to 1683 code for a protein of 465 amino acids.
UUCACUUCACCGAUUGGCUGCCAGCCGAUGAGACUUGAGGACUCCUCCGGUGAUCACCGUCAUCCACCGGAACCAGCUGGGCCCACCUGGAGCGCGGUUCGGCCGGGCCGGGAGGAUUACUGGAGGAAACGUGAAGAGUCUGGUUCCUGUUGUGUCCAGGUGAGGCUGCGUGGCUCCUGCUGCGUGGCUCCUGCUGCAGCAGACGGAAGUGACCCGGGCUGUUUCUGUGUGAGGCAACAUGUGAACCGAGCGGAGAGUUUGAGAAACUUCUGACUCCGUCUGGACAUGAGCAACAUGAAGCUGCCUCUUCGUCGCCAAGGCCACCACAACGGCAGCGCCUUCCCGCUCUCCUCUUCCUCCUCCUCUUCGUCGUCUCCGGAGUCGCUGCGGAGUCCGAGCGGCCGGACCGAGAGCCUGCUGGCGGCGACCACGACGACCGCAGUGAUGCCCGCCCACCUGCAGGAGCUGGUGCUGUCCAGGUGGGCUCCUGAGGAGGAGGAGGAGGAGGAGGAGGAGGAAGAGGAGCAAGAGGAGGAAGAGGAAGGGCGGCUCCAGACCGACGCCUCCGCCUCGCUCUACCUGGACGCCAGCAGCGCCGGGUUCCACCUGGACGGUUACCAGGGCAACGGCAGCUGCUACGCCGCCGACUCGGACGCGACGGAGAUCCCAGCUGAUGAUGAGGAAGACGAGGAAGACGAGGCGCUGUUUGUGUCUGUGAGCUCAGACGUGUGUGUGACGCUGAGCCAGGCGAGUCCAGCUGGGCCCGGCGCCGGACCGGACCCGCAGGACGGGGGAUCGGACCCGUUGAGGGCAGCGGGACCGCCGCGGGGCGACCCGGACGGUCCCGCUGCCUCCCAGAACCUCAGCAGAACCUCUCAGACCUCCAGCAGUCCAGUCGGAGGCGCCGCUCCACCUCGGGUCGUCCACGUGACCCGAACCGGGCCGAGCGGCGCUGCCAGAACCUCCAGCCUGGAGACAAAGGGAACCCAGAACCCGUCUCCAUCCAGAACACCUGCUCAGCAGAACCGACCAGAACCCAGCAGGAGAGCCGAAGUGGCCGGCAGUAGAAAACCGACUCCAGGUCCGAUUAAAGUGGCCCGGCUCCUCCGGCCCAGCAGGGGGAAAGGUGCGGCUUCCCGGGCCGACCACCAGGGGGCGGCGGCCUCGCCGUCUGCACCACCAGAGAAGAAAGCAGCGGAGAGCCGAGCCGCGUCCAGCAGCUCUGUGGGUUCUGAUCCGGUCAGAGACGCUGCAACACAGACUGCUCAGGAGAAGCCAAGGACUCCCAGCAAGAGGGCCGCCUCCGGGCCGCCGGGACGCAGCGGCCGGCCCGACCGGGGGCCGGCGCCGCCACUGGGACCGGACGGCGCCGGGGGAGAGGCUGACGGACCCGCAGCCAGGAACCAGAACCAGGGUAUUCCCAAACCUCGAGCUCCAGGAGUCGCUCACAGUCCCACCGCCUCCAUUCCCAAACCAUCAUCCAAUCAGCAGUCAGCCCCCGGGUCUUCAUGGCGACCACCUGCUCCCGCCGCCUCCAAGCUUCCUGUGAAAGGUGUGGCGGCCGGCCAGAGCUCUUCGUCUGCGGGGAUCAGCGAGAUCAACGCGGCCAGCAGCAAAGCUGCCGGGUCGAAACCCGAUGAACCGCCCAGCAGAGGCAGCACCAGUGCUCCAGUGCUCCAGUGA